Heterocephalus glaber (naked mole-rat) is the source of this 4834-nucleotide messenger RNA. Lineage: Eukaryota; Metazoa; Chordata; Mammalia; Rodentia; Bathyergidae. The record is from RefSeq and is a predicted model, not a curated record.
CAGAGGGCCAUAGCUGGGAGAAGGGGAUGUUUGUUUCCCCACCACCCACCUCUGGUGACAUCACACGGAGGCAGCCAAUGGCAGGGGUCUCCCCUUCCCUCCGCUCCUCAUUCCUUUUCCCCCCAGCCUAGAGCUGAGGCUGAGCAGACAGACCAGGAGCUCCUGUGGCGUCUGGAGGCCCAGUGUGAGGCCCAGACCCAGGAGGCCCAACGAGCUGGAGGUGACCCUCAGCAGGCAGCAAGACCUCAGUGAAAGGGCACGAGCCCUCCAGACAGCUGUGUGGCACCUGGGGCUGGGCUCCUGGUUGGAGGGAGUACCUGUGCCCAGGCAGUGGUGAGAGGGCAGCAGGGGCACUUUUCUCUCCCUGAAGCCCACCCUGACCUCCCUGGGGAGCCUGGACUCCACUUCUCAGCCCCUCCUGGUCUCAGGCCUCUAUCCUUGACCCCACAGGCUCAGCGACGGGUGCUCCAUGCAGAGCUGAAGCUGGUCCUGCAGUAGAAGGGAGAGCAGAAGCAGGAGCCUGGGGCUCAGGAGACUCCGAGCAAAGCCAUGGAGGCCAGGAGCCAGAGUGCUGAGGAGCUGCGGAGAGCAGAGUUGGUGGAAAUCAUCGUGGAGACGGAGGCGCACACCGGGGUCAGCGGGAUCAACGUAGCGGGUGGCGGCAAAGAGGGAAUCUUCGUGCGCGAGCUCCGCGAAGACUCACCAGCAGCCAGGAGCCUCAGCCUGCAGGAAGGGGACCAGCUGCUGAGUGCACGCGUGUUCUUUGAGAACUUCAAGUAUGAGGACGCACUACGUCUGCUGCAAUGUGCCGAGCCUUACAAGGUCUCCUUCUGCCUGAAGCGCACGGUGCCCACUGGGGACCUGGCGCUGCGGCCCGGGACUGUGGCUGGCUACGAGAUGAAGGGCCCUCGGGCCAAGGUGGCCAAGCUGAAUAUCCAGAGUCUGUCCCCUGUGAAGAAGAAGAAGAUGGUGGUGGUGCCUGGGGCCCUGGGGGCCCCUGCAGACCUGGCCCCCAUUGACGUCGAGUUCUCCUUUCCCAAAUUCUCCCGCCUGCAUCGGGGCCUCAAAGCCGAGGCAGUCAAGGGUCCUGGCCCAGCUGCCCCUGUCCACCGGCGCCUCCAGCUGCCUCGGUUGCGUGUGCGAGAAGUGGCCGAAGAGGCCCAGGCAGCAAGGCUGGCUGCUGCCGCGCCUCCCCCCAGAAAGGCCAAAGCAGAGGCUGAGGUGGUGGUGGGAGCUCAGUUUACAACCCCUCAGGUGGAGCUGGUUGGGCCCCGGCUGCCAGGUGCCGAGGUGGGUGUCCCUCAGGUCUCAGCCCCCAAGGUGGCCCCCUCUGUGGAGAGGCCCAGUGGCUUUGACCUCCAUCUGUCCACCCUUGGGUUAGGAGCCCCAGCAGCUCCUGCUGUGGAGCCCCCACCCAUAGGGAUCCAGGUCCCCCAAGUGGAGCUGCCCACCUUGCCCUCACUACCCACUCUGCCCACACUGCCUUGCCUGGAGACCCGGGAAGGUGCUGCCAUGGUGAUGGUGCCCACCCUGGAUGUGGCAGCACCCACCGUGGGGGUGGACCUGGCCUUGCCAGGCAAGGAGGUAGAGGUCCCAGGAGAGGUGCCCGAGGUGGCCCUGAAGAUGCCCCACCUCAGCUUUCCCCGAUAUGGGGCUCGAGGGAAGGAAGUUGCUGCUGCCAAGGUGACCAAGGACAGCCCCGAGGCCAGGGCAAAGGGUCCCAGACUUCGAAUGCCCACCUUUGGGCUUUCUCUCCUGGAGCCCCGGCCCUCUGCCCCUGAAGCUGUUCCCGAGAGCAGGCUGAAGCUGCCCACCAUCAAGAUGCCCUCCUUUGGCAUUGGAGCAGUGGGGCCUGAGGUUAAGGUGCCCAAAGGGCCUGAAGUGAAGCUCCCGAAGGCCCCUGAGGUCAAACUCCCAAAAGUGCCCGAGGCAGCCCUUCCAGAUGUGCAGCUUCCAGAGGUGCAGCUCCCCAAAGUGUCAGAGAUGAAGCUUCCAAAGGUGCCUGAGAUGGCUGUGCCGGAAGUGCACCUGCCAGAGGUGCAGCUCCCGAAAGUCCCGGAGAUGAAGCUCCCCGAGAUGAAACUGCCCGAAAUGAAGCUCCCAAAGGUGCCCGAGAUGGCAGUGCCUGACAUGCACCUGCCAGAGGUGCAGCUCCCAAAAGUCCCAGAGAUGAAGCUCCCUGAGAUGAAACUGCCCGAAAUGAAGCUCCCAAAGGUGCCUGAGAUGGCAGUGCCUGACAUGCACCUGCCAGAGGUGCAGCUGCCCAAAGUCCCAGAGAUGAAGCUCCCAAAGAUGUCGGAGAUGGCUGUGCCCGAGGUUCUACUGCCUGAAGUGCAGCUGCCCAAAGUCUCGGAGAUGAAAUUCCCCAAAGUCCCAGAGAUGGCUGUGCCUGAGGUUCGGCUGCCAGAGGUGCAGCUUCCAAAGGUGUCAGAGAUGAAAGUCCCCAAUGUGAGACUCCCUGAAAUGAAGCUCCCGGAGAUAAAACUCCCUAAAGUUCCUGAGAUGGCUAUGCCUGAUGUGCACCUCCCAGAGGUGCAGCUACCAAGAGUGUCAGAGAUUCGGCUGCCAGAAAUACAAGUGCCAAAGGUCCCAGAUGUGCAUCUUCCCAAGGCACCCGAGGUGAAGCUGCUGGCAACUCCAGAGGUGCAGCUAAAAGCUGCUGGGGCAGAGCAGGCAGAGGGGACAGAAUUUGGCUUCAAGAUGCCCAAGAUAACCAUGCCCAAGUUAGGCAGGGUCGGGUCUCCAGGCAUGCCAGGAGAGGCAGGUGGUGAAGUCUCAGGGAAGUUAGUGACACUUCCUUGUCUGCAGCCAGGGGCCAGCGGUGAGGUUCGUGUGGGCGCCCCCUCUCUCACUCUUCCCUCUGUGGAGCUGGAUCUGCCGGGAGCCCUCAGCCUGGAGGGACAGGUCCGAGCAGCAGAAGCAGGCAAGGUGGAGCAGCCAGAGGGUCCCAGGGUGGCAGCAGGUGUUGGGGAAGUGGCCUUCCAUGUGCCUUCGGUUGAGAUUGUUACUUCACAGCUGCCUACAGUGGAAGGUGAGGAAGGGCAGCUAGAGAUGGCCGAGAUGAAAGUCAAGCCUUCCUCCAAAUUCUCCCUGCCGAAGUUUGGACUCUCAGGGCCAAAGGUGGCUAAGGCCGAGGCCGAGGGGGCUGGGCGAGCCACUAAGCUGAAGGUGUCCAAGUUUGCCAUCUCACUCCCCAAGGCUCUGGUAGGGAUAGAAACUGAGGCCAAAGGGGAAGGGGAAGCAGGCCUGCUGCCCGCCCUUGAUCUGUCUAUUCCAAAACUCAGCCUGGAUGCCGCUGUGCCCUCAGGCAAAGCGGAGGUGAUGGGGCCUGAAGUUAAGCUCAAGGCACCCAAGUUUGCUCUGCCAAAGUUUGGGGUCCGAGGCCGGGACACUGAGGUAGAACUAGCACUGGGGGCAGCUGAGUUGGAGGGCAAGGGCUGGGGCUGGGACAGGAAAGUGAGGAUGCCCAAGCUGAAGAUGCCCUCUUUUGGGCUGGCCCGAGGGAAGGAAGCAGAAGUUCAGAGUGGGCGUGUCAGCCCUGGAGAAAAGCUGGAGUCCAUAGCUGGGCAGCUGAAGCUCCCGGAGGUGGAGUUAGUCACAAUGGCGGCCCAGGAGGAAGGGAGCACAGAGGGUGUGGUGGCCGCCAGCGGGGUGCAGCUCUCAGCCAGGCAAGCCACUGAGGGCCGUGAUGGGGUGCUGAAGAUGCCCCCACUGGGGAUCUCUCUGCCUCAGGUGGAGCUGACCAGCUUUGGGGGGAUGGGCACCCCGGGGCAGCAGGCUGAGGGCACAGCGCCUUCUACAGAGGGCACCAGUAGCUGCAGGGUCCAGGUGCCUCAGGUAAGCCUGUCUCGGCCUGGAAGCCAGGCAGCAGGUGGUGAGCUGCUGGUGGGUGAAGGCAUCUUCAAGAUGCCCAUGGUGACCGUGCCCCAGCUUGAGCUGGAUGUGGGGCUGAGCCACGAGGUGCAAGCAGGUGAGGCGGCUGCAGGUGAGGGUGGGCUGAGGCUGAAGUUACCCACCCUGGGGGCAGGGGCUGGGGCAGAGAGGGCAGAGGAUCAGUCCCUUGGGGCCGAGCGCACCUUCCGCCUCUCACUGCCUGAUGUGGAGCUCUCGCCACCCGCUGUGGGCAGCCACGCCGAGUACCAGGUGGCAGAGGGUGAUGGGGAGGCUGCACACAAGAUGAAGGUGCGGCUACCUAGGUUUGGCUUGGUGCGGGCCAAGGAGGGGGGUGAGGAGGGCGAGAAGGCCAAGAGCCCAAAGCUCAGGCUGCCCCGAGUGGGCUUCGGCCAAAACGAGUCUGUCCCUGGAGAAGGCUCCCCCAGCCCCAAGGGGGAGGGGGAAGAGGAAGAGGGCACUGGGGAAGGGGCCUCGGAACGCCGGGGGCGAGUCAGGGUCCGCUUGCCCCGUGUGAGCCUGGCAGCCCCUUCUAAGGCCUCUCGGGGGCAGGGGGCUGAGGUAUCCCCCAAAUCUCCUGUUGGUGAGAAAUCACCCAAGUUCCGCUUCCCCAGGGUGGCCCUAAGCCCUAAGGCCCGGACUGGGGACCAAGAAGAGGGUGGCUUCGGAGUUCGGCUGCCCAGUGUGGGGUUUUCAGAGACGGGGGCUCCAGGCCCUACCAGGAUGGACGGGGCCCAGGCAGCUGCCGUCUGAAGCCCUGGGCAGGUGGAGACUCCUCUCCUGCUGAGAUUAGGAGCACUAACCCUCAGAGGGCUGGGAGGUGGAAAGCUGAUCAGGGCAGGGCCAAGAGGCCUGCCUUUCUCCUCUGCAGGAGUGUCUGUACCGUGCCAACCCAUGUGAAUAAAUAAUCCAGAGGGAGCCGUGUGUUCUGUUUUCUGUCCUC